This is a messenger RNA of Didymodactylos carnosus, 1446 nucleotides long. NCBI's taxonomy places the organism in Eukaryota, Metazoa, Rotifera, Eurotatoria, Philodinida, Philodinidae. The record is from the annotation of a GenBank genome assembly.
AUGUUGAAGGAUAUGGGCGAUCAAAAAUCAGAUAGUAUUUUAUCAACAACAAACAAUAGUAGUAUCAAUCAAUGUCGUACUUGCAAGGUUGAAUUUGUAUCCAGAAAUCAGUUGAUGCACCAUUUGGAAAAGGAAAAUCAUGGGAAACAAUCACCAAUGACACCUUUACAAUCAGUUAUAUUUGAAAAACUAAAUCAUUUACCAACAAAACAACAAAGAGAAGCCCAGUUUAUGCUGAGUAAACAUCAAACAAUAUUUGAUACGUCAAAUCCGUCAGCUAUCAAUACUACAGUGCAUCACACCAUACAAACGGGUAAUCAUUUUCCAAUUUAUCAUCAUCCUCGUCGAACAUCAAACACUAUUCGAGAAGUUAUUCAUGAAGAAACUAACAAGAUGUUGAAAGAAGGAGUUAUUCGACCAUCGAAGUCCCCAUGGUCUUCACCGGUAGUAAUAGUACGAAAAAAGGAUGGAAGUCCACGAUUUUGCGUAGAUUACAGAAAAAUCAACGCUAUAACACAAAAAGAUGUUUAUCCACUUCCACGUAUGGACGAGAUCAUAGAGCAACCAGCAGGUUCAACAUGGUUUUCAAAACUGGAUUUAAAGAGUGGAUAUUUUCAGGUACCAAUUUCCGAAUGUGAUAAACCAAAAACAGCAUUCGCUACUCAAGAUGGUCUUUGGGAAUUUAAUCGUUUACCACAAGGACUAAUUAAUUCACCACCAACAUUUCAACGAAUAAUGAAUGAAACGUUGGGUAAUCUGCGGUGGGAUAUAUGCCUUGUAUAUCUAGAUGACAUCAUUAUCUAUUCGAAAUCGUUUGAACAACACGUCAAAGAUGUCGACAAGGUCUGCCAGGUGCUAGCAAAAGCCAAUUUCAAACUCAAUUCGGAAAAAUGUGAAUUAUUCAAAAGAGAAAUAACAUUUUUGGGACACAAAAUCAAUAGUGAUGGUGUUUCUCCAAUGCCAAAUCAUGUUAAAGCAAUUACAGCGUUUCCAAAACCAACAUCGGCCAAAGAUGCCUAUUCGUUUUUACAAAUGACUGGUUUUUAUAGAAAAUUUGUCAAAAACUUUGCUCACAUAGCAGCACCAUUGCACAAGUUUUCGAACAAAGAUAUUCAGUUUGUUUGGGGAUCAGACGAACAACAAGCCUUUGAACAAUUAAAAGUUUGUUUAACUACACCACCUGUUUUACAUUUACCCGACAAAUCAUCACCAUACAAAGUACAAACCGAUGCAUCAAAUUCAGGCAUCGGAGGUGUUUUGUUACAAUUGGUUGGAGAACAAUGGAAACCUAUCGCCUUCAUGUCAAGAACACUCACAGCAGCCGAGAAGAAAUAUUCGUCAAUCGAGAAAGAAGGAUUAGCUAUUUGGUGGUGUAUCACGGAAAAAUUUCGACCGUAUUUAUAUGUAGCUGGCGAAACUUUAACAAUUACAUUAUUACUUGUAUGA